Messenger RNA from Trichoderma gamsii, 831 nucleotides. Its product is annotated as short-chain dehydrogenase. The record is from RefSeq and is a predicted model, not a curated record. The coding region runs from base 1 to 831 and encodes 276 amino acids. The transcript has 4 exons. Gene Ontology annotation, cellular component: intracellular anatomical structure. NCBI's taxonomy places the organism in Eukaryota, Fungi, Ascomycota, Sordariomycetes, Hypocreales, Hypocreaceae. Gene Ontology annotation, molecular function: oxidoreductase activity, acting on NAD(P)H, oxygen as acceptor.
AUGAGUUCAUCUGAAUCCACUUUUCAGAAAGAGGCAUCACAUCCAAAGCUGUCGGAUAGUGUUAUGAAAAUGUUCGACAUGACUGGUAAAGUCGUCAUUGUCACUGGUGGCUCGGGGGGGAUUGGAUACGAAGCAGCUCGAGCACUUGCAGAAGCCGGCGCCAAUGUUGCUCUUUGGUACAGUCGCGCUACAAAUACCGACGAUCUUGCGGCCACGAUUGAGGCAGAUUUUGGUGUCAAAGCCAAGGCUUACAAAUGCUCUGUCGAGAAUAUCGAAGAAGUUCAAGAACAAACUGCCGCUGUUGUGCAUGACUUUGGCCGACUUGAUGUGAUGAUUGCAAAUGCAGGCAUCUCUCGCCCAGCAGGUCUUUCAGGUGGUAUAGACGACCCCAUUGAGAACUGGGAAAAGGUGCUUGCUGUAAAUUUAGACGGAGCUUACUACUGUGCUAAGUUUGCAGGAGAAAUUUUCCGAAGGCAAGGAUCCGGCAGCCUCAUCUUCACAGCAUCUAUGUCUGGGCAUAUAGCAAACGUUCCACAGCGUCAGGCCUGUUAUAAUGCGUCUAAAGCUGCUGUGAUCCAUCUUGCCAAAUGCCUGGCAGUGGAAUGGGCAGACUUUGCACGUGUUAAUGCAAUUUCACCGGGCUAUAUCAAGACUCCGAUAUCUGCUGGUGUCCCAAGAGAGUGGAAAGAUGAAUGGUUAAACCUCACGCCAAUGAGACGCGAGGGAGAUGCGAAAGAGCUGAAGGGUAUAUUCCUUUACCUUGCAAGUGAUGCUAGCACUUUUACCACUGGAGCAGAUAUUGUGGUAGAUGGAGGAUAUUGCUGUCGGUAA